AUGAGGAACAAAUUCGCAAUUGGGAAUUCCUUCUCGUUUGUAUCCACCGAGUGUCUUCGUUUUCCCUUGUGUUCUUCCUCUGUCACAGUAAAAGCGAGCAGGCCACCUAGGAUGAGCAACCCGAGCGGAUUUUCCGGAAUAGUAGGCGCUGGAGCACGCCGCCCCGGCGAGGCCUCUGCAGCAGCGGCUGGAGAAGGCAACGCACCUUCCAACACGAACUUCUGGGGGACAAAUCCCGCAUGGGGAACCGCCUGGGGCUCUCCUGCUGGUGCUGAAAGCGGCGUUGGCGGUGGAUCUGGGGCAGGUGCAUAUGGCGAACCGGUCAGCGGAACGCCUGUGAAUGCUUCUCAGUCAGCGCCGCUUUCCGCUGGGUUUCACGAGUGUUACGUGCAGAGUCGCGUGGAGGCACCGCAUGUGAAGCGUCUGUUGGUGUUGCGCAUCUUGACGUUUGUCCUCAGUGUGCUGUGCAUCAGCGUGCUACUGGGUGCGCCAACGGGACAGUACAGCUUUACCUUCUUCGUCGCCUACUCUCUCCUCUUUGCCAUGGCUUCUGUCGCCUUGCUCUAUUCCCUCCUCCUCGUCCUCUUCUCCUGUGCAUGGAUAUUCCGUGCACGCCAUGCGUGGGGGCGGUACAUGACUGGAGCGCAGAUGAUUAUGGACUUUCUACUGGCUCUCCUGCUGUUCGCCGCUGCCACUGCGGCGGCGUGCCAGACGGAUCAGAACGAGCAAGGGGUGACCAUUAUGGGACGGCGCCAACUUGUCAGCCUAUGCUCCAGUGCUGACGUCCUUGGAUUCGGAUCGUAA
Messenger RNA from Closterium sp. Yama58-4, 804 nucleotides. The record is from the annotation of a GenBank genome assembly. NCBI's taxonomy places the organism in Eukaryota, Viridiplantae, Streptophyta, Zygnematophyceae, Desmidiales, Closteriaceae.